CAUGAAUACAUUUUAUAUAUAUAUACAAAGCUGCCGCUAGUGGGCGCUCCUCCUUUGUCAGCAGUCGGAUGUUGUGAAGCUCGGGGACGCAGCAGCAGAGAGAGAGCGGAUCGAUGGCAUCCAACGUUUCCCCGAGUUUGUGCAGCUGUAAAGUUGCUGUAACUCAAUAGAAAGGUGGGAGCGCCGCGCAGUGUUUCCAUGGCCUUCGGCUGAUGGGCGAAGCGAUGCGGCACCACUGGCUGCUCCUCGGGGCUUGCGGCUGGGUGCUGCUCAUCCUCAUGUUCGUCAGCAAGUUCAUCAGCUUCAGAGCUGUGGAUGACUAUGGAGACAGGGUUGGUGGUCAGAGUUGGACAGUACCAGGCACCAAGGUGGUCAAACCCAUUCGUCUUUCCAGCCCAGAAAAAACUGUCCCAAAGCCCUCUGAUCAGCCCACAGCCGUCCCCACAGUGACAGACUGGCAGUCAGUGGUUGAGAGGCGAGUCGAGUUGCUCUCAGCUGUAUGUAAGAACAGCAGCCUCAGGAAUCUGACUCACGUCUCCAUCAGCAAAUUUGUCCUGGACCGCAUCUUCGUCUGCGACAAGCACAAGAUCUUGUUCUGCCAGACGCCAAAAGUGGGCAACACACAGUGGAAGAAGGUCCUCAUUGUGCUCAAUGGAGCGUUCCCCACUGUGGAGGAGAUCCCAGAGAACCUUGUUCACGACCAUGAGAAGAACGGCCUGCCCCGUCUCUCAUCACUCACGCCACAGGAAGUUACUCACAGAUUAAACACCUACUUCAAGUUUUUCAUCGUGCGGGACCCCUUUGAGCGCCUCAUUUCUGCAUUCAAGGACAAGUUUGUGAAGAACCCACGCUUCGAGCCGUGGUACAAACACGACAUCGCUCCAGCCAUCAUCCGCAAGUACCGCAAGAGCCACCGCGAUAGCGAGCUCGCCGCCUCCGGCCUUCACUUUGAGGACUUUGUCCGUUAUUUGGGUGACGUGGACGGCCGUCACCGUAUGGACCGUCAGUUCGGCGAGCACAUUAUUCACUGGGUGACUUAUGCAGAGUUGUGCGCGCCGUGUGAAAUACACUACAGUGUGGUGGGCCACCAUGAGACUCUGGAGCAGGACGCCCCCCAUAUUCUCCGAGCAGCAGGCAUCGACCAGCUGGUGUCCUACCCAGCCAUUCCUCCAGGCAUCACCCGCUACAACAGGACCAAGGUGGAGCAGUACUUCUCAGGCAUCAGCAAGCGGGACAUCAGGCGUCUUUACGCACGUUACCAGGGUGAUUUUGGUUUAUUUGGUUACCCAAGCCCAGACUUUCUCCUGAACUAAACUGAUUAACACUGACUAAAAGACGUUUUCAUAUUAAAUGGUCUCGACAUCUUCACUGAGACAGAGAUGUAUUGUAGCUGAAUGUGUACCGCAGACCUAAAAUGCUGGUGUGCAGUAGACGGCACACUAUAAUGUUCUUAUUUUAGGGAUAACUGACAGAUUGUGGCUAUGUUUGCUGUAUUUCCUAGGGCUGAGAAGUGCUGCCUAGCAUGUAACAGUGUUUUUAUGGAGAGAGGAGCUGUAACUGAUAAGUGGGCUGUCAGCAAACCUGUAGUGUCACGAUGCAGUGAAAAGAGGAAGAGAGUGUCUGCAGAAGAUGCAAAGUGAGUACAAUUCCUCAUUUUGUGUGACUCAAAAGGUCAAAUACAGGUCCAGAACACAUUUUCUAUUUUUAACACUCAUGAAUGAAUUAUCCUCAUAUGUGAGAGAGGUUUGCUGUGUAAUGCCAGGGAUGCAGUCCUGUUACCAUGAAAUGUAGCUAUUAUAUGUCACUGUGUGGAUCACCGGUUUCAAGGAGUCGUCUUGUUAAAGGGACAGUUUUUUUUUAAUUAGUAUUAUUUUUUUAAGGUGGCUAAAAUGCAUUUUGUUGCUGCCCCCCAUCCACAUCAGUGCAUUUUUUAGCUUCCAGGACAGACUCCAGCCUGCUUCUCCAAACUGGGGGCGUGCUGACUGACAUCUACUGUUUUUAAUAUACAAACUAAAAAUAAGUACCCCAUGCAACUUCCCUUUCACAAAUCUGAACUAUUCCUUUAAGGAAAGCUAUGGACAAUUAUAGUAUGCCUUUUGACGUGUCUUUUCUGAACUUGCGAUCACGCUAGACUUAGGCAAAGAUAGUGUGUAUCGGGGAUGCUAACAUCUUUGGACAAGCAGGUUGAAAGAAUAUGAAUUGAUAGGACAUUGAUAUUUGUCAGUGAUGUUUUUAAGAGCUAACAGUCUGUUGACUUUUUAUGUUACAGUAAAUUACUGAAAUAUCAUGAAAUACUUCAAUUUAAACAAAGAUGGUUCUCCCGUGAUUCAUACAGUCACCAUUGCUCUGGUUCUGCCUUUAGUGAAACUGACAAACGGUGUUAAAUGAUUCCAUUUAUUUAGCUCUUACCUGCGCUGGCACAUCGAAGGAAACGACACUGGAUUUUAAAGGCUAAUUUUUCUAUCAGAAAUGUACUGUGUAAAUGUUCUUAACAUGACUUGCAACUCAACAUUUGUAUUACAUGUUGCUAUUUAUAAUAUUAUUAACCUGACACCAACAGCGUGUCACAGUUGUAAGACAGUGCUGCUUCCCUGCAACCACCUGGUGACCUUUUGGACAGGCGGUCAGAAUACAAGGACAACACUAGUUAGUAAUAAAGUUCCAUGUGAAAUAA
Messenger RNA from Plectropomus leopardus (leopard coralgrouper), 2674 nucleotides. RefSeq names its product carbohydrate sulfotransferase 10 (gene chst10). Gene Ontology annotation, biological process: proteoglycan biosynthetic process; carbohydrate biosynthetic process. The record is from RefSeq and is a predicted model, not a curated record. Gene Ontology annotation, molecular function: sulfotransferase activity. NCBI's taxonomy places the organism in Eukaryota, Metazoa, Chordata, Actinopteri, Perciformes, Serranidae. Gene Ontology annotation, cellular component: membrane.